Molecule: messenger RNA, 4359 nt
Organism: Hevea brasiliensis (rubber tree)
Lineage: Eukaryota; Viridiplantae; Streptophyta; Magnoliopsida; Malpighiales; Euphorbiaceae
Exons: 5
Coding region: 138-3581 (1147 amino acids)
Source: RefSeq, a predicted model, not a curated record
UCAUGCUCUUCCGCGAACCAAAGAGUGCCCCAGGGUUUUUAGCAGCAAUGGCCAAUCUCUUCAAAAUCCAUAAACCUCUCUUCUCAGAGUGACGAAGUCUGGUUUUUUCCCGUUUCUUUAACCUUUCAUCCUGAGUAAUGGAGCUUCCCAGUCCUUCAGUUUCAAACAGAAAUCUGUUUGUUCCACGCUUUUCCUUCUUCACUCGCAAAUUUUCCUUUAAAACUUGCAACACCAAAACCCCCUCCAAAUUCCACAAAAACCUUUCUACUCCAUUCCAUUUAUCAUUCUCAACCACCAGAAUUGUGCAUGUUUCGGCCCGUUUUGGACGACCUACGAAUCGCAGGAAUUCCCUAAGGAAAAAGCUCGUUGAUUAUCAACAGGUGCGUCAAAAGAAUCCUAUUUCUCUAAAUCCAAGUUCUGAUUGUCAAAACCCGAAUCUCCAUUUUGAUAAUAUUGGUAAUACUCAAGAGAAUUUGGAUCAGGAUAGUCUGAAGGAGAUUGAUUCUAGUGAUGGUGUUGGUUUAGUUGAAUCCGAAUGUGAAAAAACUUGGGAAACACAAUCGAAAGAACUGGGUGAAUCAGUUUUGUCGACUAAGCUCGAUAAGUGGGUGCUUCAGUAUAAUAAAGAUACUGCAUAUUGGGGUAUUGGGUCUGGUCCCAUUUUUACUGUUUUUCAUGAUUUAAAAGGAAAUAUCAAGCGGGUUUUAGUUCAUGAAGAUGAGAUCUUAAAGAGAAGCCAAGUUGAGAAGCGAGAAUUGGGGGAUUUAACAAAAUUAAAUUCUAAAAUUUCGUAUGCAAAGGAUUUGGCCAGACAGAUGGAGGAAGGGGGAAAUGUUAUUCCUAGAAAUAGUUCAGUUGCAAAAUUUGUUGUUUCCAGGGAAGAGUCUGGUUUUGUAAACGCAAUUCGUGAUGUUAUUCCGCAGCCCGAGUUUGUCCCAGUCCUCUCGGGGCUUGCGAAAUUGACAUUUUGUUUUUUUGUUGCAAUUUGGGCACUGAAGAAGUUGUUCACUUCGGGAAAUAAGGAGGAGCAGUUAACAGAAUUGGAGAAGGAAAUGAUGAGGAGAAAGAUAAAAUCUAGACAGGAAAAAGAAAUUCGCAACAAAGGUAGAGUUGAAGUUGUCCAAGAACCUUCUGAGCUACCAAUGUUGUCAACUGAAAAACCUAAGCUGGACAAGCAAGAAUUAAUUAGAAAUAUACUUGAUGCAAAGGCAUCAAAGGAUAAAUUGGUGUUGGUAGAUUCUUCUGGUUCCCAAACUACCAGUGGCAUGGAUUUUGAUGAAAAAAUUCAAGAAAUUAGAGCAAUGGCUAGGAAGGCUCGGGAGAUUCAGAGCAGAGGAAAGCCAUUGGUUAAUGAGGAUAGAGAAGAAAAACAGUUUGUGAAUGAUGAAUCAUCUGGUAGGAUGGAGAUGUUUGAAGAGUACACAGAAGGGGUGAGUUUUCUAACUGACAUUCAAAAUGGAGAUUCUGAUCAAAGGAGGGAUAUGGAUGAUAUGAGAGUGGAGUUAUCUUUAGAAGGGUCAGAGGAUGAUGAUACCAGGCAUCUAAAUAAGGUGUCCUCUGAAAAGAAUAGGGUCAUGCAUUCUUCUAGCACUUCAGGUGUAGAAGUUUUAAAAGACAGGCAAACAAUGGCAAGAGGAGAAGUUACACAUUCCUCUGAUACUAUUGAUGAUGAAUGGUGCUUGCCAAAGGCAAAACCAAGGAUUAUACUUUCAGUCAAAGAAGCAAGGGAAUUCCUUGCUAAGAAAGAUAACAAAUGUGCCCAGGAACCCAAAGUUAACACAGUGCAAGAAGAAACAUCUAUGUUAAGUCCAUCUAGUGAUAAAAUAUCUGGUGGUAAAACAAGCCAAAGAGUGGAAACAGGUAGACCGCUGUUUGAACCUGUCAAUUCGGGCAAAAUGUCAGGUCCUUUGACUGCUGUGAAUUUUCUCAAAGAUUCAAUUCCAGAGGGGAAGGAAAUUGUUUCAAACCAGAAAGAUGAUUCCAAUGAUUCUGAGGAAGAACAUGGGUUGCAUAAUCUUCAAAAUUCCCAAACACUCUUAAAUAAAGACAUUAAUGACAGCAUGGAGAGAAGACAGCCUGUACAGACACAAAACUGGAUGGAGAAAAAUUUUGUUGAAGUUGAACCCAUAAUUAAGAAGAUUGGUGAUGGAUUUAGGGAUAAUUACAAAAUUGCAAGAGAAAAUGUAAAUCAACAUGCAGGUAUUGAUGUAACACAUCUUAACUAUAGUGAAGAUGAUAGUGAACUUGAGUGGAUGAAAGAUGAUGAUCUUAGAGAAAUAGUUUUUCGAGUCCGAGAAAAUGAGUUGGCAGGGAGGGAUCCAUUUCAUUUGAUGGAUGCUGAAGAUAAACUUAAAUUCUUCAAAGGUCUUGAGAAGAAAGUUGAGAAAGAGAAUGAAAAAUUGUUUCAAGUUCAUGAAUAUCUCCAUUCAAAUAUUGAAAAUCUUGAUUAUGGAGCAGAUGGUAUCAGCUUGUAUGAUACUCCAGAAAAGUUUAUACCUCGCUGGAAGGGGGCUCCAUUAGAAAAGAAUCCUGAGUUCCUCAACAACUUCCUAGAACAACGUAAUGCAUUUUUUGCUCGAAAUGCUGGCACUUUGUACCUUGUGAAGGAGGAUGAACGAAACUUGAUUCAGAAAUCAACUGAAUCUCUAGCAGAUGAGAAUACUGCAACUUCCUUGUCAGAAAACGCUUUAGAGAAGAAUUUACGCAGUAAGAAUUCUAAAGAUUCUAAGACAGUAAUAGAAGGUAGUGAUGGUUCUGUUAGACCUGGAAAAAAAUCAGGCAAGGAAUAUUGGCAACACACAAAGAAAUGGUCCCGUGGGUUUUUGGAAUCUUACAAUUCAGAGACAGACCCAGAAAUGAAAUCUGUCAUGAAGGAUAUAGGAAAAGAUUUGGAUAGAUGGAUCACUGAAGAAGAAAUACAGGAGGCAGCUGAUCUGAUGAAGAAACUUCCUGAGAGAAAUAAGAAGUUCAUGGAAAAGAAAAUCAAUAAGUUAAAAAGAGAAAUGGAAUUGUUCGGACCACAAGCUGUAGUGAGCAAAUACAGUGAGUAUGCAGAAGAGAAGGAAGAAGAUUACUUGUGGUGGUUAGAUCUUCCACAUGUACUGUGCAUUGAAUUGUACACAACUCAGAAUGGGAAACAAGAGAUAGGAUUCUAUUCGAUGGAGAUGGCUGCAGAUCUUGAAUUGGAACCAAAACCAUGUCAUGUGAUUGCUUUUGAAGAUGCUGGUGAUUGCAAAAACCUAUGUUGUAUUAUUCAAACUCACAUGGAUAUGCUUGGAAAUGGCCAUGCCUUUGUUGUUCCAAGGCCUCCUAAGGAUGCCUUUCGGGAAGCCAAAGCAAGUGGUUUUGGUGUUACUAUUAUCAGGAAAAGAGAGCUAAAGCUGAAUGUAGAUCAAACCCUGGAAGACGUGGAGGAACAAAUCACUGAGAUUGGAAGCAAGAUGUAUCAUGAUAAGCUCAUGCGGGAGCGUUCUGUUGAUAUAAGUGCACUGAUGAAGGGUGUUUUUGGUGUCGAUGGCCAAAGUGCUAAUGCUAAAAGAAAAAAGCCAAAGCGGAAGCUGAAGAAGCCUAGCAAGGAAUGAAGAUGAUUUGUGCCUAACCAAGCAUGGGUGAGUGGUGAUGACAGUUGACCAUGACACCAUGUAAAAGGUUGUUGGCUGUGUACGCUGCUUCACAAGGUCUGGGUUUUUUGUCUUGCUUCCAGUCAAGCAGAUCAGGAGCACAUGGAAGACCUUUUGUCCAAUGCUGAAUGCUUUACCUAUCACAUAUGUUAUGUCAAAUUCAAUCUGCUGCUAGGUCUAUUUGGAGGGCCUUGCGUCAUGCAGUGAUGGCAGGUUGGCAACUUUGACAUUCAACUUUGCUGCCUACAGAAGGAUAAGCUGGAUAAUGGCUGGAGCUAAUGCACUAAAACAUACUAGCAAUUCUAUGUACUGCUGGGGGUGCUGCUCUGCGUCCAUCAGCAGUUUCCAUGACAUUGAUCUUCCCAGGUCUAAAGCGGGCAGAAUUCUGAGUUCAACAGAAAAGGUUCUGACCCGGUAAAAUUCAAAGCUGCUAGUGAAAAAUGACCUCUUUAUUUGUGAAUCGCUUGCUAUUCCUCAGUUUUGUAUGGGCAAUAACCAAUGGUUUGCAUAGUAACAAAUGGUUUACAUUUUCUAUGUUCAGCAUCAAUUUUCUAUUCUUAAGAAAGUGGGAAAGCGUGCAUGUAAUUGGUAUUGACGUCGAGAAGAAAACCCUUGGCUUUCCCUGCUUUUAUUUACCCCAGCGUGUCACGCAGUAUAAGUAGUAUGUGAAUUUUAUGUAGAAAUCUAGUAUAUCUUACCAGACUGAUAUGGCUGAUCUAUAUCAUUUCCAUUUUCUUUU